AUGGAGGCAGAGAUGGACGGAGGCCUUGGAGUUGGCCUCCUGGAAGAAGCAUUUCGCAGUCCUGCCGAGGAGAAUGUCGGCCCGGCUCACACUGUGGAGUGGGAUCACAGCCUAGCCGAGCUGACGCAUGCAUCCAGGUCACCAAUACCUGGCAAAGUGCGGGAAGCCUUUGGCCGCGCGCGGCAGCGUGCAAACUGUGGGUUGUUUGCCGAAGGACUGGCCUGGGCGUCCUCAGAUGACGUGUUGUAUUUGUGGGACUACUCGGACAUGUCCCCGAGUGUUCACUCGGUCCCGGGCGAUUCUGCAAUCAUCACGGUUGCACUGUGCCCGGCCAAAUCGGGGAUUUUUGAAACUCAGCAGCCGCGCUGGGUGCUGGUAAUUGCCACCAGGCUAUCAGUCAGCCUUGUCGGCGUGAAUUUCGCUCGAAAAGAGAUUCGAGCUUCAAGCGCGCCUAUUCCGGCUAAUGUUUCACUGAGCGACUGGACAUCUUCAGCCAGAGCUGGGAUUCCAGGAGUGCCAGUCAACCCAAUCCAAAGCCAAAGCAGCUUACAUUUUGUCCCUCUGCAGGGCUUUCGUGCCUUAUGUGAGGGUGCUUUAUUCCAUUCCAUUCAUUCUUCUCCGGGUGGGCGCAUUUUCCUAUUGUCUGGCGCACCACACAUCUAUGAGCUCGUCUGCUCGCAAGCUGGCUGGUAUCGCGCAAAGUGCAGACUGCUACGACAUUCUGUGGGACCAGGCUGGUGGAAGAGUCCGAAGCCUGGCCGCUUGCGGCUGCUAUCCUGUGGUCCUGCAGGCCACAUUCUCACAUGCGAUGAUGUCGGAACUCUACGACUGUGCUGGGUGAUGGAUCAGAUUGGAGGUUCUUCCACAAUGGAAGAGCUGGCCUCGCUGAGUGCCGCGGCUCUGCGUGACCAGGUCCGAGCCAUCACUCAAGGUUCUUUGGCAUCCUUCACGCUGACGCACCUGUUCUGCUGGAUGGGUGCGACUGGCCAGCUUCUCCUGGAUGCCACGACCAUUGCCGGAGAGCGACUACAUUUUGUCUGCUCUGUGGAAGGUUCGACUCGACGAAAGUAUGGCUUCUGGCUUCAACAUCUUGCCAGCUGUUGGUCAUCAAGUCCAAGCUGCCCUGAAAGCCACGAGAGCCGAAGUGUGCGGAUCUCUUGUUUGGAGGAGCAUCCGGAUCCAUGCUUCUUCGCACCUGGUGCUGAUGGUGCUUCGACACUGGGCUCCGUUUGGCUGUGUGCAGCUUUGCGAAGGGCCGGCGCAUCAGCAUCAGAUCUCGCAGUGUCGGUUCGGCUGAAUGGCGUGCCACACGACUUCCAGCCAGUGAGUCCCAACCAGGCAGUGGAGAUGCAGGGUAUGCUCAGUUUUGAUGCUCCAGUGCUGGCCAUUGCUCAAGAAGAAUCACAACCUACUUGCCAGAAAUUCGCUGUCCUCCUGGCUGACCGUGUGCAGACGGUGACCAUUGGGCACCAGGCAUCGGCAGCGAAGAGAGCACCGGCGGAAGCAGCGGAAUGUUGCCUAUUUCUUCAGUCCUUAACUUCCGGCGCGGCGUCUGGUGGAGUCACAGGCAGCCGGAUCCAAUACGACUGGUGCUGGAGCCUCGACGACGCGCGGUUCCCGACCUUCGAGGAGCAGCGACGCGCGCAACUUCUAAACCAGGCUGUUCCAAAGAUGAUCCUGGGUCGCUGGCCUUCGGGACUAUUGCGUUUUCUGUCGGAGACGCUGCGCAGUGUUUGGACUCGGCCCGUGCUCUUGGCACCGGCCCGUGUCGUGGAGGUCCCUUCGCUGCCGCUCAGCCUGUGCCGCAAGAGACGAAGGUGUGCUUCGCCCCCGAUUGUCGCGAUCAGUGAAUUGGCCGCGAGAAAAAUCUUCUCGCAGCUUCAGCCAGUGAUCCAGUUCGUGGCAAAGGGGCUGGCGCACAAUGCCGAAGAACAGGUGCCGUUCGGCACACCCUGCUCAGCGGCGAUGCGUGCGCAGCUCUACGUGAAACGUACUGAGGCUGCGCAUGCACCGUCCAGCUGCGACUCAGCACAAGCGCGCGUGAGAAGGGCAAUGCUGGAGCUCUUGGAUGUGAUGGAUCGAACUCGGCAAGUUCUGGGCCUGAUCAUAAUACUACACAAGUCGGGACGCACGCAAGCUGUACUGGACAGCGCACCGCUGCAAGAGCAUGAGCCAACAACUGCUUCACAAGGGGCGGCAGAACCGGCAGAUGUCUUGUUGCCGACUGCUGCAGCUUUGCUUCUCAGCCGGUCCUUACGAGACUUGGCGCUGUCUCCAAGUGCACUCUGGCCUGCUGUUCAACUAUGCACUGCUCUGGUUCUGCAGGCAGUGCAAGGGAACGCAGAUGAUUCUCCAGAGCAAGAAGGCUUUGGCCGUUCAGCUGUCGGACUUCCACACCAUUCAGAAUCGGACAGCAUAUGCAAAGAGUUACAGGACGGAUGUGGGCAGUCACGCGCAGCCGUGCAUGCAGUAGAAUCUUGGAUCAUCGCGGCUGUUUUGGCUCAGUACAUGGAUCUUGCGUUCUGUUCUGAGACGCGACGCAUGGCGGACCAAAGCAUACCUCCUGCAGAGCUGAAGCAGCGACGAAACAGUUUGAACGAGUCGAGGUUGAAGACCGCGCGCCUGUCCGUCUCCGGCACUUCGCAUACUCCUCGUCCGGAGCGGAGUCAAGGCCGGACCAAGCGUCAAUUGGACAAGCGACCAGUUUUGCGGCUGCUCGCAGAACUUGCCCCCGCGCUCAAAGAAGAGAGAAGCACCGCCGACAGUGCGUCUGAUGUGUUCUGGCUUGCUCUGGCAGUGGCAACCACAUCCUUGGUGUUCGUACGACGCGACGAUGGUGUCUGGGAUUCGAUCCUUGGUGCUGCGCUGCUUUGCGUCUUCUGGUACAUCGGCCAGUGCGGUGGCAGAUUUCUUUCCCAGCACUGGAAGUACUUGCCCAUCCCUUCUGCAGCGGAUGUCACCACUUUCGCCGUCCUCUCAGCCUUGAGGUCCUCUGUGGAAGGCUUGGCAGGACCACUGGCAAGCGUCUUCUUCUUGACCUGGGAGCGCUCGCCACGGAGCACAGACGAUGCUCAGGGCUUCUGGCUGCGCUGGGUGCCAGCACUCCGUGAUGCAUCAAUGCUGCUGUUGCUGGCUCGCAUGCUGCGCGCUGGGGAAACCGCUGCCGAGCUUCUGUACAGCAGCCGGAUCCUCACCACACAGCGGUCGGAAUUGUGGCAAAAUACCCGUGAGCGGCGGGUGCUUGCAGUAUUGAGGGGUGCAGUGGAGAAGCAAAGCAGCGAGGAAAAGCCCGACGAGAAGUCUCUGCUGGACUUGGACGACUCUGUGCCAUUGGCCUUCGAGCGUGCGUGUGCCGAGCUCAUCGCUUCCGGCAGCCCAGGCUCUGAGCUGUGGCUGAGCCUGGCCUCUUUGGCCGAAGGGGAGGAUGAAGAUAGUGACGACUUCGCAGAGUUCCGAAUGAAGCGCGAGACUAGUGGCUCCAGUGCUCAGGAUGUUUUCAAAGUGGACGGCGUGGUGCUUGAGCCGGAGCAUGUGGCUGCUGGCGCUCGUGCUUUGUACCGAAAGCUAGCACCACAUGGACGGCUGAAUUUCGACAAGCUGCAUACGGUCAUCGAGAAUGACAUUGAAACCGAUCGCUUGUGGGCAUUGCUACAGGCACUGGAUGAAGAGAGCGACGUAGCAGUGAAACAUGCUGGCAAGACGGUCAUGGAGAGAUCCAGCUCCAUGCCAUUAGAUGGCUCGGAGAGCCAGUCAGCAGAGCCCAAGAGUCGCAGCCGCAAGAUCAAGAAGACAAAAUCCUCUGGACACAUUGAUCAGACAGUUGGAGUUGACGCAUUUGUGCAUUUGGUCGUGUCCACCUACAAAGAGGCUGCAAGACUGGUAUCCACAGUGGGAGAGCACUCAGCUGUAUUUGCGCUGUUUUGCAGCGUCCUCUCCCUGCUUCGACUUUCGGUCCUCGUAGUCGUAGCGGUGGGACGCUUUGCACCGAUCACGGUGCUACAAACAUUGAGCUGGCUUCUCUCUUCGGUACUCCUGGCAGUGUCUUUUGCUUGGGGUCCAGUCUUGCUGGAUAUCUUGCAAUCUUUGGUGCUGCUUCUGCAUGUGAACCCUUUUGACACUGGCGACAUGAUUGUCUUCCGCGGAAACUAUCUGCAAGUACAGCAGAUCAAGCUUCUCAACACAGUGUUUCGGGAUCUCUGCGACGAGGAGAUCUACAUCCGCAACUCUGUGCUUUAUGCCGAUUGCGAGGGAAUUCUCAACAUCCGCAGAUCUGGAAGAGCAUCUGCAGCCAUUGAGCUUUUGAUUCCACCGCAAUCUGCCACAAAGCCGAAUCUGAAAGCACUUACUGCAGCCGCUCGGCGAUAUGCGAUGGCGCAUCCGGAAACGUGGCAAGAGCAAGUCUCUGUUGGAGUCUUUCCAACAAGCCAGCCUGGAGCCGCAGUAGUUGUUGGAAUGGAGGCCUUUCCGAGUCAGGGUAUACGAUUGCGCAUUUCAGCUACGCAUCAGCUGUCCAAGUUGCAGGACUGUUGCCCUGCCAUCUUCUCUCAGGUUGAUCUCAAACGAUGCUUGAGAAGAGCCGACUGGCAGUCGACUUCCUCCAAGCAGGCAUUGUCCAUGUUGCGGAGGUAUGCGGGCUCCUUGCCGACGGGAUCAUCUCCCCCAGAGUGGCAACUUCUUUGUCGAGGAAUCCGGGCUUUGGCUUCAGAGGAGCCUGGCAUGGCUGCAGAGCUCUGUGCAGAACGCGUGUGCAAGCUGGCGGAUUCGGAAGAGCGUUGCCGAGAUCUCAUCUCCUCCCUUCUGGAUUCUAUGAGCCUGGAAAGGUUGGCUGAGGCAGCCACAGCUUUGGAGGUCUUUUUGAAGAGGAGUCGUGCAUCAGCGUGCAGGCUUCCAGGUUCCAACGAGCCCGUCUUCCACCACAUCACCUUCGAUCAUCUGUUAAGUACGCCCAGACUGCACUCUCUCCUGGAGGCCAUCCUGAACACGAAUGCCGCCGAUGUCAAGGCCAUACUACAGCGACGCUCUGCAAGCAGCCGGACGGCGUCGGAGCUGCUGUGGAGGUACUUUCAGCGGCAAGGCCAUGAGAGGCCUGCAUGGGCGCAGCUACAGCGUUUGGUCGAGGCACCUGAACAGUUCUACAACUUGAAAGACCGCAUCAGAUACCUCCACCUCGCGCAGGAGCAGCGCAAGAGCGUGAGCUCUGCGUCUUUGCAAGAAGAGCUUUCGCUGAGAUUGGGGGCGGCCGAAAAGCUCCAGCAACCCUUGCUGCAG
Molecule: messenger RNA, 5268 nt
Organism: Symbiodinium sp. CCMP2592
Lineage: Eukaryota; Dinophyceae; Suessiales; Symbiodiniaceae
Source: the annotation of a GenBank genome assembly